GUUUUCGUGUGUGAGAUUAAUGUUGGGCGAAAUUAGCACUAAAAUGAACAGAAGCACGCAAAAAUAUAAGUAUUAAGUAUCUAUCCAUCUAUCGUUUCCUAAUAAUAACCAAUAUGAUCAGAUAAACGUGAAGGAAGAGAAGCAGAGAUUUUGUCAACUUGCUCAACUCUAUUUCAUGUUUUCUUUAUGAACGAUAAUAUUGAUUGAUUGUGAAACCGAAAAGUACUUAAAAAUUUGAAAGCCCCAUUGUAAACGUCGUAUCCGGCUUGAAACGUUGCGCGCUAGCCCCGGUGGUUCCACCCAUAUCAUUUAAAACUCUACUCGCAGCUACGACAUUAAUCGCGAUUCUCAUAUUUGACUGAAAUUAUUGCUCGCAAACAGACAGCACCGAGUUGUUGGCCGACUUUACUUCGUUCGCGAUUGAUGCACUUUUUCUGCAAGUACUGUGCAGCAUGUUUAACACUGUACCACCAGUCGUCCGGCCGUGGCGUAGAUCAUCCGAAGCACGUAUGCGGCACGAGCGACGGCGGCGGCGCAGCAGCAGCAGCAGCAGCUCCAAAAUUAGUAAAUAAAGAUGGUGCCUCGACAGAAGAGGUCCGCUCCGUGUCCUCGCUCAUAAAAUGUCGCGCAAAACGAGACGGAAGAUGGGUUCGCGGCCCUGUGCCGUAUCGAAGCAGGUCUAGGCGUCCCCGUCGUCCUCCUCAUCGUCCUCGUCAACAUCGUCGACACUGGUAAAACCGAAGGAGGAGAGCAGAGACAACGUUUAAGGGACAGACAAGUGUAUACGUCGCUUAUCUGUUCCUUCGCGACGAGAUCGAACGACGAUUACAAAAAAUUUGCCAAAAUGGUUGACGGCGAAGCAAGUAUUCACAACAUAAUGGGUGGUAUGGAGAGCACUGGCGGUGUGCGUCUUCAUAACCACAAAAGAAAAUUAAAACAAAGGUUUGACAUAAUAAAGAAACUGGGUCAAGGCACUUACGGCAAAGUACAAUUGGGAAUUAAUAAGGAAACGGGUCAAGAGGUGGCGAUAAAGACGAUAAAGAAAUGCAAAAUUGAAACGGAGGCUGAUCUUAUCAGGAUAAGAAGGGAAAUACAAAUUAUGUCGAGUGUACAGCAUCCCAACAUUAUUCACAUUUACGAAGUAUUCGAAAACAGGGAGAAAAUGGUGCUUGUGAUGGAGUACGCAGCUGGUGGUGAACUUUAUGAUUAUCUGAGCGAGCACAAGGUCUUGACUGAGAUGGAGGCGAGGCGCAUAUUUCGUCAGAUAUCCACUGCCGUAUUUUAUUGUCACAAGCACAAGAUUUGCCAUCGCGACCUCAAACUCGAAAACAUACUUUUGGAUCAAAGCGGGAACGCCAAAAUUGCUGACUUCGGCCUAUCAAACGUCUUCGACGAGCGGAGAUUAUUGAACACCUUCUGCGGCAGUGCCCUGUACGCGAGUCCCGAAAUAGUCAACGGGACACCGUACCACGGUCCCGAGGUCGAUUGCUGGAGCCUCGGUGUACUUUUGUAUACUCUUGUUUACGGUGCCAUGCCCUUCGACGGGACCAACUUUAAGAGGCUAGUCAAACAGAUCUCCGAAUCUGAUUAUCGCGAACCUAAAAAGCCAUCACGCGCAUCCCCUCUGAUAAAAGCCAUGCUGACGGUGAGUCCUUCGCGGCGAGCGGAUAUCGAAAAAAUCUGUACGCACUGGUGGGUGAACGAGGGCUACGAACAGAAUUGCUUGGACAUAGCCGAAGAUCUUGCCGCACAAACCCCCGUUCGGCUGGAUUUACUCCUCUCGCUUGUCCCGCAGUCGGCAAGCGCCGAGAAGCUCGUGGUAGGCAGCGACCAGCCAUCACAGCCACCGGACAUCGCUGACAACUUGUCCACGGAGGCGUUGUUACCUACCAGAUGCCACUCGGUUGGCAGUCUAAUGGAGCUAGACCAGAACAACUCCGACAGAAGGAUCAGGGAAAUGGUGCAGCAGGAGUCGAAGGCUCAAGCUAAGACGAAGAUAACUCCGGUCGUCGACUCUAAGAGGAAACUCGAGACGACUCCAUCCACUGAAGAAACAACUGCUAUUGGUGUUAAGAGAAAAGAGCGCACCAAGAAGAAGGAGGCCAUUGAUGAUAGGGAUUCUAAAGCGUAUAGAACUACCACAAAGCAUCAUUCGGCACCAAUACCAAACUCCAUAGUGGAAGAAGCAAUGGAUAUAGAUCAAAGUGUGGUGAUAUCAGUUCCUACAAGUAAGACUGUCGAUUUAAAGAAAACUGGCGAUUCCAUGACUUGUUUAGAAAUAGUAGAUGGGAAUCGGGAAGAAAAAUCACCUAAUAGAGAACGUAGAAAAACUCUCGCUUCAUCCGAUUUAAUUCAAGUGUCAGGCAAUAAUGUAACUGAAAGCGAGACCGUACAUGAUAUUGCGACUCUUCCCAAUGAAUCGAAUGAAACGAAAGGAACGCAGCAGGAGUUGGUGUGUUCCUCUCCUAAAAAAACCGUCUCACAGCUGCAAACGGAAGAGAGAGACGCUACGAUGGUGGAUGUGCUAAAAGAAAAGAGUCCAUCGAAAAUUAACGAAGCCAUUAACAAUAAAGCUUGUAUGCCGAAAGAUACAGUGGAAAAACCCGACGAAGUCCAAAAGCGAACGAACGUGACAAAGAAGUUGCGAAACAAAUCGCUCUCGCUCGAUUGUGAUUUGAUCUCGGACGACUCGGCUCCAAAGCCCACGACCGAGCGUCGAAGAUCUAAGAUUUUCGAGACCGCGGAGAAAUUUAACCAGCUCGCAUCACCGGUCGAGCCUGAAAAGCCUAAAAAGAUCUUUAUCCCGGGUGUGAACGUUGGUGGAGCCAAACUUGUGUUUGAAAGGAAGGCGAGUCUAUCGUCGGCCACGGUACCGCAAACCAUCAAGGCUCCAGUAUCCAAGGUAAUCAUCGACGUGCCGACGUUCGAUAAGCAACCCGAGAACGGAAAAUCUCUAGAGGCGGAUAUAAAGAAGGAUAGGAGACGCGACGAGGAAAAGAAGCGAGCCGUAGAUAUUAUAACUGGGGCCUUGGGUAAGCCACCGAUGUUGAGAAAAGCUAGCGGAUCGCCGCCAAUUUCACCUCAAAGCAUUGAAACUAAGAAGUUGGGUCUCAAGAUCCCUCUCGGUCCAAACGAUGUUAGGAAUGCGACAAUCACUGUGACAACGCCAACGGAAACCAAAUUCCCAUUUGAGCCAAAAUCAGAACUGCAUAACAAAGCCGUGAUCGUGAGCUCGGAUACGUCGAGCCACGACGAGAUAUCCAAGUCGACGGCCGACGAACCAAAGAAAUGCAGCAAAAUGGAAAUAACGCUGAAGAGUGCGACGCUUCCCCGGCCCCACAAAACUAGCAAAGCCGAGAUUAUACUGGCGGGCCCGAGACCCAUGGACGUAGCUUUCCGCUCGGAGAUCGAGGCCAAGAUCGACGCUUUCCAUCCGCAGAAACUGCGCAGUCAGCGCUCGGAGGUUGCCUUCCCAGUAAACGCUGCCGUAUCUAACUCGACCUCGCACCGCAGCUCGAGCCUCGAACCGGCGGCGCGAGCGACCAAUCGGGGCUCCUUUGGCGAGCGCCUCAUACCGAUUCAGAUAGAGCCGACACCCCAGCUGGCGACCGUUCACUCGACGACGCCACCACCCAAACCCCCGAUGCCCCAACGCUCGCUCUCCCAGCGCUCCAACUCCCUCUCGCGGCAGUCGACCGCCGACUCGGACACGGACAGCGCGCUCGGCUCGACCGUCGGUCCCGAGCCCAUCAGGAAGAGCCCCAGGGAGUACAUAAUACCGAUCGCCGUCGAAGGCGGGGGCUACGUUACACCCCGCUCGGGUAGUCUCGAGCCCGAGAGUAAAAACGGCACGCCCACCAGCGUCAAUCCGCCGAGGUCGAGGUUCGGCAGGCCCAGGAGGAUGGGCUCGCUCCUGUCGGACGCUAGCGAGGAUGAGUCGCCCUUCUCUUCACUACAUAGGGAUAACGAGGACUUACUACAGAGGCACAUGCAUCGGUUGAGGAGCUCGCGACCGCCACGACAAGCUCCCGAGCACGCGGACAGCCUCUCGUCCGGGGAAGACGACGACGACGACGGCUUCGAGCUUCUCACCGCCGAGAAUUUGUUCUCUACCCUCCUGUCGCGAGUGAGAAGUCUCACCCAGAGGCUCAACGUCGACGACAACAGAUCCAAUAGUGGCUUCCCGAGCAGCAGAAUACUCGGCAGGCUGGGCUCCAACUCGUCUCAAGGAUUCUGGGGAGCGCACGAGCCACUCUCGAGACGGAUAUCAGACUCGCAGUUCCGACGCUCGAUGAGCCGCGACAAUAGCUUUGGCCGCAAGGAAUCCAGCGGAGCCAACAGUCCAAUAACCCAGCAGAACAGUCCGGGGACGCGAACGUCCUCACGGGACAGCCUCUUCGACAUGGGGAGCAACACUUUACCAAGAGCUAAAGGUCAGCAGGCCCAGCAGCAGCAGCAGCAGCAGCAGCAGCAGUCCCCGGGCGAGUCGCGCCGUAGUCCGGAGCCGAGCCCCGAGCUGAAUUUCACGCCGAGCCUCGCCCGACGGCUUAGCCGACACUUCAUCGAGCGGACCCGCCAGUCCCUGCCCCGCGAUGCCACCUAUCUCGGCCCCUUCCCCCCCGGCUUCGACGGGCCCGAGCGGCUUCGAAGCCGCUCUCAGGAGCGCGCUUCCGCUGGCAUGAGACGCGCCAACAGCCUCCUGGAGCCCAGCCUCUGCAGGCCCGAAAGACGCUCGCCCCGCAGAAGCAUCAGCCUUUUCGACGACGAGGAUCGUUAUCUGCCGCCCCUGCCCCUUGGUCGCAAGUAUCGGGACUCGAGCAAACUCAGCACGACACCCAUCGUCGUCGAGAAGAUUCAGGAAGAGCCGCCGGAGGAGCCGUCGUCCCCGAGGGACGGGCGCCUCGAGGCCACGUCUAUCUCGGCCUUCGAUUGCCGGGAAGCAGCGACCCCGGGCGACGACACCUCACCCAUCGGCUCCGCCUCCACCUGCCACGCGUUCGAGCGCGGCUCGUCCUGUAGGAGCGACGCCGGCGACGACGGUGGCUCCUUCGACGAUCCUCUCAGCAGCAGGGAGCUCCACAGCAGACUGCUCGCCGCUGAGAAUCUGAUUAAGGAAUCCAAAUUGAAGAAUCUCGGCCUCGUCGCUUUCAAUCCUAAUCUGAGCUCGAACUACAGAGAGCUGGAGAAGUGCGACAAGGAGUUCCUCGGUGCCAUGUCCGAGACGGCGAGUGCCGCGAUAGCCAAGAGGCGAAGCUGCAUUCCCAGUUUGAGGCUGAGAUCCGGCUCCCUCGGCAGGGAGAGCUCGCUGAACGGCGAUAGAAACGGCGAUAGAAACGGCGAUAGAAACGGCGAUAGAAACGGCGAUAGAAACGGCGAUAGAAACGGCGAUAGAAACGGCGAUAGAAACGGCGAUAGAAACGGCGAUAGAAACGGCGAUAGAAACGGCGAUAGAAACGGCGAUAGAAACGGCGAUAGAAACGGCGAUAGAAACGGCGAUAGAAACGGCGAUAGAAACGGCGAUAGAAACGGCGAUAGAAACGGCGAUAGAAACGGCGAUAGAAACGGCGAUAGAAACGGCGAUAGAAACGGCGAUAGAAACGGCGAUAGAAACGGCGAUAGAAACGGCGAUAGAAACGGCGAUAGAAACGGCGAUAGAAACGGCGAUAGAAACGGCGAUAGAAACGGCGAUAGAAACGGCGAUAGAAACGGCGAUAGAAACGGCGAUAGAAACGGCGAUAGAAACGGCGAUAGAAACGGCGAUAGAAACGGCGAUAGAAACGGCGAUAGAAACGGCGAUAGAAACGGCGAUAGAAACGGCGAUAGAAACGGCGAUAGAAACGGCGAUAGAAACGGCGAUAGAAACGGCGAUAGAAACGGCGAUAGAAACGGCGAUAGAAACGGCGAUAGAAACGGCGAUAGAAGCGGCGAUAAAAGCGGCGAUAAAAAUGGCGAUAAAAGCAGCGAUAAAAGGGACGGCCCUCAGGAGGUAACACCCGAGCGCUCGCUGCUCAGCAAAAUCUUCGGGAGCGGGACGGAGGACGCAACGAAGGACCGGUCGGAGACGCAGCCGAAGUCGAAGCCGCGUCAGCGCAGAAUCUCGAGAUUCCUCAGACCGGACUUUUUCGAUACGCCUCGCGAGGAAAGCCAGUACGUUAAGGAGAAGGAGGCUCUCAAGGCGGCGGAAAACGAGCGCCGCAAGUCGCGCUUCAUGAAGAGAAAGAGCGAGGCCCGGGCCCAGGGUCCGGACGAGCGGCCGGACAAGGACGGAACUAACGUGACGAGCGCGACGGGAAAGGGCGCCGAGGACGAGGGCCGGGCACCGAGCGUCAAGGCCAGCUUCCUCCAGACCCUUGAGCGCAAGCUCGAGAAGUUCCGCUACGCGGACGAUGCUUCCAAGGCCAGUGGCAAGCCCGAGCAGCCCGAGUCCAGCGCCACGGUUAAGCGGACGAGCAGUGCGAGCGACCUUUCAACGAGCAGCGGCUGCGCCUCGGCCAAGCUACCCCCCAAGAGCAAGGUGAAUUCGGUGCUGGGCUUGUUUAAGAACAACGAGCCGAAGGUCGAGCAGAGCAAUGGCCCGAGCUCGUCGCGGGCCCACGGGCAGACGAUUUUAAGCCGACUGAGGAAGAGCCCGUACAAGGGCUCGAGCUCCGACGGCGUUCUCGCGGCCGACGGCAAUGCCAGCAAAAUCCCCACCAAGCUGUCGAAGGCCGAUGGGAAAUCGUGGAAGAAGCCGAGCGAGCCCGGCAAGUGCCCGGAUAGGGCAGCGCCAGGCUUCAAAAGGUCCCCGUCCAAGGAGAAGGAGGAGGCCUCGUCGCCCAAGAGAAUCAGCCCCGUGGCGAAAAAGCCCGCCAUGGAAAGAUUAUCAAAGUCGUUGAAGAGGAGCCCGGAGAAAGUCUUGAAGGGAAAGGCGGAGAAGGACGAGAGGUCGGUGGAGGGCAAGAAAGAUCCCUCGCCGAUCAAAAUUUUGGAGAAAAAGAAGUCGACGGAUGGGGCGAUAGUGAAAAAAAAUUGCUCACCCGACAAUUCGCCGUUAAAGUGCAAGUCACCCGAGAUUAUUUUGGACAAUAAGCGGCUCGACGAAACGAACGGUGAAGAUGAUAAUAGAGAUGAGAAGGGUGGGGGAAAAUUGAAAAAGAAAAUACCGCCCCCGGCUGUCGCGAUUGAUAAUACGAAUACUUCAAGCGCGAGGUCGGAUAAUAGCGAGAGCGGCAAGGGGGUUAAGAAAGUUUUUAAGCCGAAGGAGCCUAAGGCCGAUAAGGACAAGGAUGAAGCUGAGAAUACAAAAAAAAAGCGAAUAGUGCGAGUUCACUGUCGCGAAAACGACUUUAUUAAAGACACAUAA
Molecule: messenger RNA, 7342 nt
Organism: Ceratosolen solmsi marchali
Lineage: Eukaryota; Metazoa; Arthropoda; Insecta; Hymenoptera; Agaonidae
Exons: 11
Coding region: 845-7342 (2165 amino acids)
Biological process (GO): microtubule cytoskeleton organization; intracellular signal transduction; protein phosphorylation
Cellular component (GO): cytoplasm
Molecular function (GO): tau-protein kinase activity; ATP binding
Source: RefSeq, a predicted model, not a curated record